GUGGGUGUGUGGGUGUCGUUGUGGGUAUGAGAGGAUGUGGGUGUGGGGUGUGGGUGUGUGAGUGUGGGUGUCGUUGUGGGUAUGGGUGGAUGUGGGUGUGGGGUGUGGGUGUGAGUAUAGUUCAUUUCUUCACUAACACUCUCCCCACACCCACACCCACACCCUUUUGUAUAAAAAGAAGAGUAAUCAGCCAUAUUGUGAGAUGAAAAAAUCGUUGUCCUCAAUAUAAAAGUUACUACACAGGCGAAGAAGACUCUUUUAUAGAAAGUAUUAUUCAAAGAAAAGUUCAAUGCCAGAAUUUAUUGGGUUUAAAUAUGUUUUAAUAAAUCGAUUUUCGCUUAAGAAAGCGUUCAAUUGUAAUGAAAUAGACAUAAUAUGUAUUAAUGUGAAUGAUAAUCAGCAUCAUAUACAAAGAUGAAGCAAACUACUUUUCCGAGACUUAGAUUCUACUAGCCAAAUAUUACAUUGGCUUCGGUUAUUUUUUAUUCAAAUGAUUAAUUUUGAAUUGAACAAAAUAUUUGAAAAUAAAAAAUGUUUAUUUUCAACGUAGAGAAAGCAAAUUCAUUUUCCUAGUCAAGUACGUAUUUCUGAAUUUCAAAAACAGAUUCUCAUCAAACAAAAAGUGAAAGUCUUAGAAAUGUGAAAAAGCCUUUCUUUUUAUCAUUGAGAGCAGUUUUUCAAAUGAUUGUUCACUGUAAAGAAAAUGGACAACCAUUAUACUAAAUAAUUUUCGAAGCAAGUGAGUAACUUAUUUCAAUGUAGUCAGCAUUUAUUUCUACUUCAAAUUUUUGUUUCAUUUCAGCACCACUACGUUCAAAUUCGACCGGCAUUAAUGCGAAUGCAAAAUGGAAUCGAAAUGGUCUCACUGUGGCUGGAGGGAAUGGAUCAGACAGUGGAAUCAAUCAACUCAAGUGCUCAUGGGAUUUGUAUGUAGAUAAUGACCAAACUAUUUAUGUCGCUGAUGCGGCUAAUUGCCGUAUUGUGGAAUGGAAAUGUGAUGUGACGAGUGGUCAAAUGAUUGCUGGUGAAUAUGGAAGAGUUGUUGUUGAUCAAUUGGGCAUUGUCUAUAUUACUGAUCGUGAAAAUCAUCGAAUCAUGCGUUGGCUAAAAGGAGUCACGCAGGGAACUGUGAUUGCUGGUGGAAACCGUUCCAGAGAACAGUCGAAUCAACUGAAUUGUUCCACAGGUUUAUCAUUCGAUGGACUUGGCAAUCUCUAUGUCGUAGAUUUUAACAAUAAUCGAGUGCAAACAUUUAAUAUCGAUUGA
This is a messenger RNA of Rotaria sp. Silwood2, 1266 nucleotides long. Lineage: Eukaryota; Metazoa; Rotifera; Eurotatoria; Philodinida; Philodinidae. The record is from the annotation of a GenBank genome assembly.